CUCUAUGUCGGAAGUGCCGUUUAGAGGGCGUGGCCAAGAGCGCACAAUGGGCCAUGGAGUUCCCGUUCGAUGUGGACGCCCUGUUCCCGGAGCCGAUUAUCAUACUGGAUCAGCACCUCCGUGCUCCGGCCCGCCGAACCGGAACCACUACCUCGGCUCGUUUUGAUCUCCAACAGCAAAUCAUGACUGUUGUCGAUGAACUGGGAAAGGCCUCAGCCAAGGCACAACAUCUUCCUGGUCCCAUCACCAGUGCUUCAAGAAUGCAGAGUAACCGACAUGUUAUGUAUGUGCUGAAGGAUACCUCUGCCCGUCCGGCUGGAAAAGGAGCUAUAAUUGGCUUUCUCAAAGUUGGAUAUAAGAAACUCUUUGUUCUGGAUGAUCGAGGGGCCCAUAAUGAAGUAGAACCACUUUGCAUACUAGACUUUUACAUCCAUGAAUCACUGCAACGCCAUGGACAUGGACUGAAUCUUUUCCAAUAUAUGUUAGAGAAGGAGCGAGUUGAACCACACCAACUAGCUAUUGACCGACCCUCAGAGAAAUUGCUGCGGUUCUUGAAUAAACACUACAACCUGGAAUCCACAGUGCCACAGGUGAACAAUUUUGUGAUCUUCGAAGGCUUUUUUGCCCACCAGCAUCGGUCCCCUGCUUCCUCUCUGAGGGCGAUUCGCUGCUCUCGUGCUGCCUCGGUUGAUAACACACCCAAUGCUCCAGCCAGAAAGCUGCCCCCGAAGAAGGCAGAAGGAGAGAUUAAACCAUAUUCUUCUAGUGAUCGAGAAUUUCUGAAGGUGGCUGUAGAACCUCCAUGGCCCUUGAACAGAGCCCCCCGACGUGCUACACCUCCAACUCGACCACCCACCCGGUCCAGCAGCCUGGGCAAUUCUCCAGAUCGGGGUCCCCUCCGUCCCUUUCUGCCAGAACAAGAGUUGCUAAGAUCUCUUCGUCUCUGCCCCCCCCACCCUACUGCCCGCCUGCUGCUUGCAACUGACUCUGGAGGCAGCCCAACCCAACGUAGGCGUACCAGUUCCCUCACUCGCCCUGAAAAUAACAGAUAUUGAUGGUUAUACCUCCUCACUUAAGACCACCUGAUUUUAAAAGGAUCCAUAUUCCCAUUUCAUCUUCCAGGAUGCAGUGGAGCCCUAAUACCUAGAAUCAAGUCUCCUAACUCCUUGCCAGGUUAAUCCAGCAGCAGAAUAACAAAUAUGCUAUUCCCAUCCCCAUUUUAUUAUUCCAGGAGAGGUAACUCUUAUUCUCUAAUUGGGUUGUGAAUACUUCUAACCAAUACAUGGAAGCUCUGCUGGAUUAACUAGCUAAUCCACUGAAACCCAGGAUCCCUCCAACCUAUACUAGAGUACAGGGGUUCUUAACCUUUUCUGUGUCAUGAAACCUCCGGCAAUCUGGUGAUCUAAUGGACCCGUUCUCAGAAUAAUUUUUUUAGUAUACAAAAAAACUGAAAAUAUAAUAAAAUACAAUUAUCAAGAUAGUUUUUAAAACUCACUUCACAGAUCCCAAAUCUGUACUUUAGAAUAACCAAUAGACUUAGCCCUCUUCUACCACAUAUUUGAAGGAUCAUUGUCCCAGAAACAGGUAUAUUUGGCCUAGUUUUCCUGUUUCCUGUGCAACAUUCCUUGGAGUUAGAUUCCCUUUUGGAUUAGUAGUAUUCCACUCUUUUGGCUUCCAAACUCUUCUUUUCCAUAACUCUAUCCCAAGGAGAGUCAUACUCUCUUGGGGCCCAUUUUUUAGGUAAACAGAUCCUUCUGAAAUUAACCUGAUUCCCAAAGGGAGCAUUCAACCUUGCAAAGUUCCUAAAUCCCAAAAGACAGUGUGGAAAAACCUGGAUUAUUGCUGUGUUGGGAUUUCCACAGAGAAAUCACUGCUACUACCACUUUAACAGCAUCCUCUUGGAGGAUCUUUCUUAAGGUCACCUCUGCUUAUUACAUACAAAGAAAUAAACCUUGUUCUGAAGGAUCGACUGGAUCCUAGUAUUUCCUCUUCCAUUUUUCCCAUACAACUAAUUAGAUGAUGGUAUAUGCUUAUUCCCUCAAAUUGUGUUGAGAUGAGUGUGUACCACUCCUUUCCCAACCUGUAUCCCCUCCUCAUCCAACCCACUUAUCCUCUAGCUUUCCUUUCCUCCCUUUUACUGAGAUAGGAAUCUCCUCCCUUUGUUUCUAGGCCCUUAGAGUAUAAUCAUAUACCCUGGGAUGGUAUAUAACCAUUCCCUCUUUCAUAUUCUGUGUGUGGUAGAUUACAUUGUGUCCCUAAUCUCUGGGGAGCAGGAUCCUCCCUAACCUCAAUGUUAUUUCAAUAAAGUGUGUAUCCUUUUGUGUGUUU
Messenger RNA from Sarcophilus harrisii (Tasmanian devil), 2328 nucleotides. RefSeq names its product alpha tubulin acetyltransferase 1 (gene ATAT1). Lineage: Eukaryota; Metazoa; Chordata; Mammalia; Dasyuromorphia; Dasyuridae. Gene Ontology annotation, molecular function: tubulin N-acetyltransferase activity. Bases 54 to 1055 code for a protein of 333 amino acids. Gene Ontology annotation, cellular component: microtubule. The transcript is spliced from 11 exons. Gene Ontology annotation, biological process: alpha-tubulin acetylation. The record is from RefSeq and is a predicted model, not a curated record.